Messenger RNA from Erigeron canadensis, 2520 nucleotides. RefSeq names its product ent-copalyl diphosphate synthase 1. The transcript is spliced from 15 exons. Gene Ontology annotation, cellular component: chloroplast. The record is from RefSeq and is a predicted model, not a curated record. Gene Ontology annotation, molecular function: magnesium ion binding; terpene synthase activity. The coding region runs from base 1 to 2412 and encodes 803 amino acids. NCBI's taxonomy places the organism in Eukaryota, Viridiplantae, Streptophyta, Magnoliopsida, Asterales, Asteraceae. Gene Ontology annotation, biological process: gibberellin biosynthetic process.
AUGAAGCUGACGACCAUCUUCUCUCCGACCACCACCACCUUCCACCACCGCUCCUCUCCGUCCGCCACUUCUUAUCACCGUCUUCCUCCCCUCAUCAUCAAUCGCUCCAUCGUUGUUAGAACCAGCAAAAGCCGGUGCAAAGCCGUAUCUAAGUCUGGCACAGAAGAGUACCUUGAUUUACUUCACGAAAAAGAUUUGCCAUAUAUCAACUGGAGGACAGAAAAUGUGGAGGAUGACUUGGACACAGUAGAUAAGAUUUUGUAUCCAAGUGAAAUAAUCAAGGAUUCCAUUGAGAGAAUUAAAGCGAUGUUGGGUUCAAUGGAUGAUGGAGAUAUAACUGUGUCGGCUUAUGAUACAGCUUGGGUUGCACUCGUAGAAGAUGUUAAUGGAAGUGGUCACCCCCAGUUUCCGUCAAGUUUGGAGUGGAUUAUAAACAAUCAACUCCCUGACGGGUCUUGGGGUGACCAUCUGUUAUUUUCGGCUCAUGAUAGAAUUAUUAAUACCCUGGCUUGUAUUAUUGCGCUAACAUCUUGGAACGUUCAUCCUAGUAAAUGCCAAAAAGGAGUUGAAUUUCUAAAAGAAAACAUAAGUAAACUUGAAGAUGAGAAUAUGGAACAUAUGCCAAUUGGUUUCGAAGUAGCAUUCCCUUCUCUCAUUGACAUUGCAAGGAAGCUUGAUAUUGAAGUCCCUGAGAAUACUCCUGCCUUGAAUGAAAUCUAUGCGAUGCGGAAUUUAAAGCUCAAAAAGAUUCCGAAGGACAUAAUGCACAAAGUGCCUACAACUUUACUUCAUAGUUUGGAAGGAAUGCCGAAUUUGGAUUGGAAAAAGCUUCUAACAUUGCAGUGCAAAGAUGGAUCAUUUCUCUUUUCUCCAUCAUCUACUGCUUUUGCACUUAUGCAAACAAAAGAUAAAAAGUGUCUUCAAUAUCUUACAAAUACGGUUACCAAAUUCAAUGGUGGAGUACCCAAUGUCUAUCCAGUGGAUCUUUUUGAACAUAUCUGGGUCGUUGAUCGCCUUCAACGACUUGGAAUAUCUCGUUAUUUCGAACCAGAGAUCAAGGAUUGCGUUGCAUUUAUCCAUAGUUAUUGGACGAAGGAUGGGAUUUGUUGGGCAAAAAACUCGAAUGUACAAGAUAUUGAUGACACCGCGAUGGCAUUUAGGAUUAUGAGAAUGCACGGAUAUGAAGUUACUCCGGAUGUAUUUCGACAAUUUGAGAAAGAUGGUAAAUUUGUGUGCUUUCGCGGACAGUCAACACAAGCUGUAACUGGAAUGUUUAACUUAUAUAGGGCUUCACAAGUGCUCUUCCCCGGUGAGAAAAUUCUAAAUGACGCCAAGAACUUUUCGUGUAACUAUUUGAAGGAGAAGCAGUCAGCAAACGAGCUUCUUGAUAAAUGGAUCAUUGCCAAGGACUUGCCUGGCGAGGUCGGAUAUGCACUGGACGUGCCAUGGUAUGCAAGCUUACCUCGACUCGAGACAAGAUUUUACUUGGAGCAAUAUGGUGGCGAGGAUGAUGUUUGGAUCGGGAAAACUUUAUAUAGAAUGGGAAAGGUGAGCAACAACACGUAUCUGGAAUUGGCUAAAGUGGACUACCAUAACUGUCAAGUCAUGCAUCAGAUCGAAUGGAACACUAUGCAGCAAUGGUAUACUGAUUUUGGUAUCGAACAAUUUGGAACGAGCGACAUGAGGAGCCUUUUGGUGUCCUACUACCUAGCUGCGGCCAACCUAUUUGAGCGAGAAAAGUUCAAUGUGCGAAUAGCGUGGGCUAAAACCACCACAUUAGUCGACACCAUUUCCUCAUUCUUUGAUUCGCCACAGCUCUCAAAAGAGGAAAAGAGAGCUUUUAUUGAAGAGUUCAGAAACACAUCCAUCCCCCUCCAAAACUCCAAAAAUGGGAAACCAUGGCACGAGGUGAUGGUGGCACUGCAGGGGACUCUGCAUGAGAUUGCGUUGGAUGCGCUAAUGGUUCACAAAAGAGACAUCCACCCGCAGCUUCACCAUGCUUGGGAGAUGUGGUUGGCAAAGUGGCAAGAAGGAGUAGACAUGACUGAAGGACAAGCCGAAUUGAUAGUACAAACGAUAAACAUGACUGCCGGGAAAUGGGUAUCAAAAGAAGUCGUGGCUCAUCCUCAAUACCAGCGCCUUUUAACACUCACUAAUAAAGUUUGUCUUGAAAUAUCGCAAUUCCAUGACUUGAAGGAGAAUUGCACUAAUGGGACUACUUAUAAGACGGCGAUAGAUUCCGAAAUGCAAGAACUGGUGCAACUUGUGUUGAGCAACUCACCAGAAGGCCUUGAUCGCGAUCUAAAACAGACAUUCCUGACUGUCGCAAGAACCUUAUACUACAAGGCCUACUGUGAUCCAGAGACAAUCGAUGCUCACAUCUCUAAAGUACUAUUCGAAAAUGUAGUAUGACAAAUAGUGAUAAUUUAAGUCCCUAGCUAGCUAGUUGUUGCAUAUAUCAUGUUCAAAAGCAAUAUGCAUGAAUCAUGAAUGUGUGAAAAAUUAAAGGAUUAUACCAUA